Botrytis fragariae is the source of this 1467-nucleotide messenger RNA. RefSeq names its product putative zinc finger mynd-type protein. Gene Ontology annotation, cellular component: cytoplasm. The record is from RefSeq and is a predicted model, not a curated record. NCBI's taxonomy places the organism in Eukaryota, Fungi, Ascomycota, Leotiomycetes, Helotiales, Sclerotiniaceae. The transcript has a single exon. Bases 1 to 1467 code for a protein of 488 amino acids.
AUGCCAUCACGUCGAGAUCCGGCUCUAGGCCCGCGGGUCUCAAUCUCCUCCUUCGGUCCCACCAUCGAACACCCCAAAUGCGGAUACUGUACAGAAGAUGCUUCAAUUCCAUGCACAACUUGCAAUGCUACCUGGUACUGCACAUUAGCUUGCCAGAGAGUCGAUCGCGACGUUCAUGACAUCAUUUGCCAGAAAUACACAGAUUUCGUUGCUUCGCAUCCAUGUCCCGAGGAUACUGUGGAAAAGAAAUACAGACUUGGUCUUCUAUUACCGGUCGAUUCGGAGGACUUUGAGUUGGCAUGGAUUGCCAAUGGCUCUAAUGGAAAGUCGGUUUCAACAUUCCUUCAGUAUUAUGACCAAGAUCGGAUCAACACUCGCAACACUCUUGUGGAUCACAAUAUGGCAAGCAAGAAGUUUGAUCAUUCCAUUAUUUUGGCUGUCCGAGGAGAUUUUCUGACUGAUAACUCUCCACCGAAUGCUUGCAUCAAUCAUAUCAUGGAUGGAAAUAUGAAGUUCGCUUUGAAGGGCCCAGUUGCUGUUGUUAGAGAGCGUGGUUGGGGCUCAGUCGGAUGUGCCCAGCAUUUUCAGCCAUGUGAUUUCAGGAUUCUAAUCUAUUUUCUCUUCAACUAUGAAGGAAAGCCAAAUAUUGAUAUCGGGCACGCUUGCGGUGAGGAAUCGAAGAGUGUUUUGAGCGCGUCCGUGAGUCGCAUUUUGAAGUUCCUCAAGAAGAAAUCUCAAGAUGGAAAGGGAAAGUCCAAGAACGCUCCGUUUGACGUCGAAGAACUUAGAACCAACAGAAAACGCGCCGAGACAUUUGCUGAACCAGAUUGGAUGAGAAACUCGGAAACGUUUUCACCGACACAUCAAAUGCAGCACUCAAAGUCAAGUAUCAACCUUAGUAGUUUCAAAGACGAUGCUUCUUCGCUACAUAAGGCUGAAUCGUUUGUCAUGCCAGAUUUCCUGCCAGAUUGGAUUAGGGAGUCGGGUGCAAUUGCCGCCGGACCUAGGCCGCAUUCCGAAAUAGCUUCUUCCCUUUCAAUUAAUACAGAGAAGGCCUUUGAGGAAUCUGCUAGUAGUGACAGUAUGACGAUCACUCCAAUCUCACCGGUUACCUCGAUUGCGGUGACAACCAAGCAGGCCCAUCAUAAUGACAAUGUUUCUGUCAGAGAAUCUCUUGACAUUUUUGACCGUUACAACUCGAAAAGAAAUAGAGGGAAUCAUGACGACUCCGCGUCUAUUUUAUCGAACGAACCAAGCCCAUCCAUCAUAACCACUACUUCUUUUUUUCAACCCAGAACUGUCCUCCAACUCAAACCAACAAUUAGGAAAGUGAAAAGUCCCUCGACAUUAUAUAGAACAUCAUCUUUCUUCAAUCGUCCAAAAUCUAAAAGUGUCGAGUUAAACCGAGAUCAUGUGGUACUUCAACGAAGUAUGACUGGUUCCAUCAUGUCGCCAUGGACAGUAUAG